AUGGUUUUAAUAAAUGCUGGGAGCCAUGCCGUCUGCAAGCUGACCGUGGCUGCAGACGCAAACUUCACGGUCAAAACAAUCAAAACAAAACUCUCUUUCUUACCUCUCCUCCUACCGUCACCCCACUCGUCAAACUGGUGGAGUGAGUCCGCUCACUCUGGAAGCCUGGAAGUUCGUUCCCUUAUAUACAAUCCCAGGAGCAGCAGACCUGAAUGGAGUGCGGCACCGGUGGCUCGGGAACUGGCGCACUACGAGGAGGACAUCGCAGCACUCAGGGAGACCCGGCUUUCUGGACAAGAUCAAUUGGAGGAGGUGGAUGGCGGCUACACCUUCUUAUGGAACGGCCACCCCAGGGCAGAGCGACGGGACGCGGGUGUCGUCUUUGACAUCCGGAACGACAUCGUGGGACUACUGCCCAGUUUGCCGCAGGGCAUCAACGAUCGCCUGAUGAGCCUCCGCCUGCAUCUCCAGGGAGGCAAAUUGGCCACCAUCAUCAGCGUCUACGCUCGGCAAAUGACCAGCCUUGACGCAGCAAAAGACGAAUUCUACUAG
Messenger RNA from Spirometra erinaceieuropaei, 552 nucleotides. NCBI's taxonomy places the organism in Eukaryota, Metazoa, Platyhelminthes, Cestoda, Diphyllobothriidea, Diphyllobothriidae. The record is from the annotation of a GenBank genome assembly.